AAGACCGCGGUAUCCGCCAGUGUCAAUAAAGUUGCCGCGGACAAGAUGGCGGCUUCCAUGCUGGGCGCGCUGCUGCGGACGUUCCGACAGGUGGUUCCUUCAUUAGCUUCACGCCAGGUCCGAGGUUACUAUGUAGACUGGAAAAUGUUGCGUGAUGUGAAGAGACGAAAAAUGGCCUAUGAAUAUGCGGAUGACAGAUUGCGGAUCAAUUCCCUCCGGAAGAAUACCAUUUUGCCCAAAGAUCUUCAGGAAAUGGCUGAUAAAGAAAUUGCAGCCCUUCCCCGGGAUAGCUGUCCUGUUAGGAUUAGGAAUCGAUGUGUUAUGACAUCCCGUCCACGUGGUGUAAAGCGACRCUGGAGGCUUAGUCGAAUCGUCUUCCGACACUUAGCUGACCAUGGGCAACUUUCUGGGGUCCAGCGAGCAAUGUGGUAAAAAUCAGCUCCAGAACCAACUGAACUUUCAGGAAAGAAGAGACUUUGUGAUGCUGUGGAUCAAACCCAGAGCUUCCCACAUGCCAGGCAAGUGCUCUGCUAUUGAGCCACAUCCCCAACCUGAGACCCUAGCUUAUAUAGGUGUCCAGUAGAAUUGUCUCAUCUACCCUGUGCUACAUAUAAAUUACUUUCAAAUUUUAAGAAAUUUGGAUAUUUCCUUCUGUCAUUAAAUUCUYUAAAAGAUUAAACAUACUGUCCAUAUACAUGAUGUAAAGAGUAGAGCAGGCAAUAAAAAGUAUUUUCUA
Messenger RNA from Urocitellus parryii (Arctic ground squirrel), 736 nucleotides. RefSeq names its product mitochondrial ribosomal protein S14 (gene Mrps14). Gene Ontology annotation, molecular function: structural constituent of ribosome. Gene Ontology annotation, cellular component: mitochondrial small ribosomal subunit; ribosome. Gene Ontology annotation, biological process: translation. The record is from RefSeq and is a predicted model, not a curated record. NCBI's taxonomy places the organism in Eukaryota, Metazoa, Chordata, Mammalia, Rodentia, Sciuridae.